UCCACAUCUAUUACAUUCCUGGACUGCGCUGUAUAUUAUAAUAUCCCUAAAAAGCUGCCUUCCCGCUCUGUCACGGUGUCACCUACUUCUCUCUCUCCUCGCUGUUUCAUCACGAAAACACCGCUCUCUCUCUCUCCCCCCCCCCCCACUCUCUCUCUCGAUCUCGAAAUUAUUGUGCAUUACAGAAAUACGAACCCUAAAAAGGCCUGGUUUUUUUAACUUUGAAAAACCAGGUCUUGCAUAAAUUUUCUGCAACAACAAUUUAGAUCCGAAAGCUUUCCUUUUUUUGGCCCCUUUAGUGCCGAAUUUCAGAAUAUCUGGAAGAUUUCUCUCGCGAGGUCCUUUGAGCUCCGUCUUCGACGAUGAACGACCUUUUAGCGGAUUCUUUUGAGAUCCCUCGGGGUCAACCCUCUAGAAGUGGAGAUAUUGAGAUGGGAGCUAAUGCUCCAAUGAAUUCCGGAGAUCUAGGCUUGGAAGAUUUUUUCAAAAAGGUCCAAGAGAUCGAGAAGCAAAAUGAGAAGCUUGAUAAGCUACUUAAGAAGCUCCAGGAUGCUCAUGAGCAGUCAAAGGCUGUGACAAAGGCUCCUGCCAUGAAAGCUAUCAAACAGCGAAUGGAGAAAGAUGUUGAUGAAGUUGGGAAAGUUGCCCGUCUUAUUAAAACAAAAAUCGAGCAGCUUGACAAAGAGAAUUUGACAAAUAGGCAGAAGCCUGGAUGUGGAAAAGGAACAGGGGUAGACCGCUCGAGAACGGUGACAACCAUUGCUUUAAAGAAGAAGUUCAAAGACAAGAUGGAUGAAUUUCAGACUUUAAGGGAGAAUAUUCAACAAGAGUACCGGGAGGUUGUUGAGAGGCGUGUUUUUACAGUGACGGGCACAAGAGCUGAUGAAGAGACAAUUGAUAGAUUGAUCGAGACUGGAGACAGUGAGCAAAUUUUCCAGAAAGCAAUUCAUGAGCAAGGGCGAGGCCAGGUGGUGGACACUGUAGCAGAAAUUCAAGAGCGCCAUGAUGCUGUUAGAGAUUUGGAGAAAAGGCUUCUUGAGCUACAACAGAUUUUCAUGGACAUGGCUGUUUUGGUGGACGCACAAGGAGAUAUGCUUGACAAUAUAGAAUCGCAGGUCUCGAGUGCUGUAGAUCACGUGCAGUCAGGAAAUACUGCCCUUCAAAGGGCGAAGUCACUACAGAAGAACUCCCGGAAAUGGAUGUGCAUCGCCAUUAUCAUCCUUCUCAUCAUCGUUGUAAUCAUCGUCGUGGCUGUGAUCAAGCCAUGGGCUAAGAAGAACGGUGCUUAGCUGGCCUGCCUUCUGUACACACUAUCAAAAUAUAAGAUACGCGUCGACCUUCUUGAACUCAUCUAGCAAUCUCAGUUAAAUUAUGUACCUUUUGUGUUUGAAAUCAGCUUCAAUUACUGUUUAUUUGCCAAGUGAGGAUGGUUGAGUGUGUAACAUUUUUUCAUGGGAAUGAUCUGUUGUAUUCUUUU
This is a messenger RNA of Tripterygium wilfordii, 1477 nucleotides long. RefSeq names its product syntaxin-132-like. The record is from RefSeq and is a predicted model, not a curated record. The transcript is spliced from 13 exons. NCBI's taxonomy places the organism in Eukaryota, Viridiplantae, Streptophyta, Magnoliopsida, Celastrales, Celastraceae. Gene Ontology annotation, cellular component: endomembrane system; SNARE complex; plasma membrane. Gene Ontology annotation, biological process: exocytosis; intracellular protein transport; vesicle fusion. Gene Ontology annotation, molecular function: SNAP receptor activity; SNARE binding. The coding region runs from base 363 to 1289 and encodes 308 amino acids.